Molecule: messenger RNA, 1180 nt
Organism: Populus nigra (black poplar)
Lineage: Eukaryota; Viridiplantae; Streptophyta; Magnoliopsida; Malpighiales; Salicaceae
Product: tRNA-splicing endonuclease subunit Sen2-2-like
Exons: 3
Coding region: 319-1026 (235 amino acids)
Biological process (GO): tRNA splicing, via endonucleolytic cleavage and ligation; tRNA-type intron splice site recognition and cleavage
Cellular component (GO): tRNA-intron endonuclease complex
Molecular function (GO): tRNA-intron lyase activity; nucleic acid binding
Source: RefSeq, a predicted model, not a curated record
GAAAUCUCUUUCUCAGCCGUUAGACCUCUCGCUUCAGUUCGCUCUCUUUCUCUCACUCUUUCCAGCCGGCAGCAGCAGUUCCAGCAGCCCGCCCUUCCUAGCUCCAGCAAGGCAGCAACUUCUAGCUAGGUAAAACAGUCCUUUGAACUCUGAAACACUUUAAAAGUAGCCGAGCUUUCUCAAUUUGAUGAGCACCGAGAAAGAAAAACCUAAGGUUUCCUUGGCCGCAACCAUUCCUCUCUUUUUCUUCCUAGCAGUUCUGGUGAAUUUUCCGGAAAAUUCUUCUUUUUGAUAAAUUUUUAAAGGAUACUUAAAAAAAUGGGGCCAAGAUGGAAAGGAAAAGGAGCAGAAGCUAAAGCACUAGCAGAUCCCAUGUCAGAAAUAGUCUCACAGCUUCAAUCUUCUCUUCUUCAGUCAAAUGCAUGUGCGUCACUCUCAGGUUGUAGUGUGCUUCUUGCAGUGGAAACAGAACAGACUGAGCUUCUCACACGGGCAUGUUUCGGUAAACCCAUUAUCACAGCUGAGAAAGAAAAGCAAUGGUUUCAGUUGGGUUUGGAGGAAGCAUUUUAUUUGUGUUAUUCUUUAAAAUGUUUAAAGAUUGCUGGUGAAGAUAAUUUUGUUAAAAAUGAUUUAGAUUUGUGGUUGUAUAUGAAAUUGAAAAAGGAAAAAUUCCCGGAUUUUUAUAAGGCGUAUUCUCAUCUUCGUAUGAAAAAUUGGGUUCUCAGGCCAGGAUUACAGUAUGGCGUGGAUUUCGUUGCUUACCGGCAUCAUCCAUCUUUGGUACAUUCAGAAUAUGCUGUGAUUGUUUUAUCAGAAGGGGAUACUGGGAGAUUGAGGGUGUGGUCUGAUUUCCACUGCACUAUUAGACUUUGUGGAAGUGUUGCAAAAACGUUGUUAAUUCUAAAUGUUGACAAAAAUGGUCACGGUGCUAUCUCUCCAUCUUGUUUGGAGAGAUACUCUAUUGAGGAGUGCACAAUCACGAGAUGGAGUCCAGAACAAAGCCGUGAUGAUAAAAAAGCCUCAUAAAAUGGAGCGAAGUAAGAUGUGCUUUCAAAUAUCUGGUUUGCUUUUGUCAUUCUGUGCAUAAACUGAGUAUGAAUGUUCCAAGUAUUUUGGCUAUAACUGUUUUUAUAAUGCUUGUGAUUGCUGGUGUAAGUAAUUCAUGAUCGUCUGUUUUUCA